AUGCCAAGUGUGGCUUCCCGUGGGCUAAAGUUGCAAGCGGGAGUCUGUGAGGCCGAAGAUCACGUCUUCUCGGGAGCGAAAUUGGCACCCUUUGUCGCGUCCCUGGCGAACAAUCCAUGGAAUUUCGAUACGAAGAAGCCGUCCCCAGAUGCAUGGCUGUGGGUGACUGCUGAGCCGCUAUUGUGA
This is a messenger RNA of Plenodomus lingam JN3, 186 nucleotides long. RefSeq lists its product as uncharacterized. The record is from RefSeq and is a predicted model, not a curated record. Lineage: Eukaryota; Fungi; Ascomycota; Dothideomycetes; Pleosporales; Leptosphaeriaceae.